Molecule: messenger RNA, 2811 nt
Organism: Lacerta agilis (Sand lizard)
Lineage: Eukaryota; Metazoa; Chordata; Lepidosauria; Squamata; Lacertidae
Gene: FAM194C
Product: chromosome 2 C3orf20 homolog
Exons: 16
Coding region: 179-2671 (830 amino acids)
Source: RefSeq, a predicted model, not a curated record
GAAGAGAUGCACAUCCUAUUCCCCUUCGUUGCAGCUGGUUCAUUUGAUGUCACAGUCUUCAAACUGUAACCUGGAGCUGAGCUUUAAUAUACCUGUUGACUGCUGAAGAAAGAGCUCAGUGAAACAGAAAAGAUCUCCUCACAUCAACUCUAGCCCAUGGAAUGGGUGAAGUGGUGAUAUGAAUGACCCAAAACCUGACACAAAGACUGACCAAAAAGGCGACUCAAAGGGUAGCUCCAAAGGAGACCAAAAGACUGAUCACAAGGGUGACCAGAAGCCCAGCCUAAGGGUCCCCUCAGUGAAAAAUGUAGACUAUGCACAAAUCAAAGCCAGGGCACCAAGAGUUCUGGCAGACAUGGUACAAAUGCUUAUCAUAUGGCGGAAAAUGGGCUUCCAUGUGCCACGAGGGGUCAAGAAUAUCUUUGAGUUUACAUGGGAUGAGCUCCUGGUGACACCACCAAGAAAAUCAUUCGCUGGUUUAUAUUGUCCUGUGGUCAAGUUCGCUUCCAUGGAUGACACUGAUAUUUCCUCCACUCCUACUUCAAGAGCUCAGAAGGUGGGUCCUACACCCUCAAGGUUAAAACCGAAUUAUGUGACCCCUUCAUCUGAAGACCAACAGAUGCUCCUCAAAUUCCAAAAACGGUCUGUCCAUCUCCUCACUGAACUCCUGAAGAUGAAGAUGAAACUAAUGAUUGAAGCAGCUGCUGGCCCCAGUGCUGAGGAGAUUGCAAGGAGGUUUUUGGAAGGUGGCCAAAAUCUGAUCCCGAAAACACGCGAAGAUGCAGCUGAAUUCACACCCAAAGAACCUAGGAGGAGAGGACGUGGUAUGGCGCCAAUACUUCCAGCGAUUCCUGUUUCUUCCACCACCCAGCUGAUACAGCAGAUGUCAAUGAACUGUCUUUGCUUUCAGUUGUCUUUGAAGCAGCAAAAGGGUGCAGGUAAAGGUAAAGAGAAAGAGCCAGCUUAUGAUGAGAGACUUGAUCCAUGUCCUGAAGCUAGGGGGUUGCUCCGAGAAAUUUGCCGGACUAUAGCGGAAGAGAGGAAUGCAGCCAUAGCAAAAGGCCAUACGAGACCCCUAAUCCUGAGAAAUUACGUGACAAUCCACAGGUCACCGUCUCAGGCCUUGAAAAGGGCUUCAGUGUCCCUAGUAGCUUCUGAGGUCCGGCGUAUGAAAGGGAAGAAGUUAUUCUUUUCCUUUCCUGAUGGAACAUCCCUGAUGUAUUACCCAUCAGGAAGUGUUGCCGUCUACCAGUUUCCCAUAUGCUGUAUAGGGAAAACCAUCACCCUUCUGUUUCAGGAUGCUCCUAAUCAAGCUCUUCUAGGUACAAUUACGUCUCAGGGCCAUUCAUGGAUACGCUAUUGCUUUAAGGCCAGCUGUUCAAUAGCGCUGAUGAUGAAUAAUGAAGGAGGGAGCAUUAGAGACAAGGAUGGCUAUUUAACCCACCACUGGAACUGGUAUUCCAAAAACCAGAUUCUGCAGUCAUUAGACUAUCAGAUAAAUGAACAGCUAAAACUCAAGGUUGUUAAUCAAAGUUCAAUGACAAUUACUUUCACCGAGCAAAGUGAAAGCAUCACCUUGUCUUUGGUAAGAGAUGGAUGCACACAUAGAUCCAAAACUGAUAGGCAGCCGACUGGGAAAAGCACAGAAAGCGCUGACCAGGAAGGACAAUGGGUCAGAGCCUUAACAGAGAUUAAGAAGAGGUUUGAGAAGAUAGUGAGACAAUUUAUAAAUGGCAUUUUGAUGGUCUCAGGAAUAUGUUGUGUAGAAUAUCCAAUUGACCUUGCCCCUGCAAAGCAAGUGAAGUUUUUGAUAAAGGAGCCAGUAGUUCUGGCCUGGGAUCGAGUUGAUACCAGACCUUUGGCCGCUAAACGGAGAUCAGUUGUCAAGACAUAUCUUACACGGAAUCUUGCCUUUGAUAAGCCUUUCAGGGAGAAAUAUAGGCCUCCUUCGAGGGGCAAAGCAGAGGUGCCUGCACCUAAGGAUGCAGUUCGUCCACCAGAACCCUGGGCAAUUUCUCUUGCUGACUGUCCGGUCGUGCUACACAAAAUUAUGUCCAAAGACACAGAAGAUUUAUGCUGCAGGUGUGUGGUGAAGAUCCCAUUGAUUACAGACUUGGAAUUUGAAAAGUUUAUUACUGCCCCAAGAGACCCAGAUCAGGUCAUUGUGAUCUGUGUGCUGUCGCCUCAGAAUCAUUCCUACUCCCCUUUCUUUGAGUGGUGCAUCGAAAAUCUGUACAUACAAAUGCAACAUGGCCGUCCCUCACCUUGUAUUCAGUGCAAGCAUGAUCCCUUCCGCUUCCUGAGAUAUGAUCUUGAGUGCCCUCUAAACAAAAAUCCUCCUCUGCUUGUGCAGAAGCAUGCCGUUGUUCCUGGAAUGGUGGUAAUGUAUGCUGGAGGGAAGCCAGUCUUUGGGGGCUGUGUUUUCAACGGAUACAGCUUCAGCAAGAAAGACCUGCUGAAGCAGAUCAACCAAGUUUGCCUUGACUGCAAGAUGGGCCACUUCCUGCCACAGAGCUUCAAAUUUAGUCCCACUUUCGAAGAUCCAAAGAAGGUCACUGUCCCUGCCUUGGAAAGUUUUUAUAGUGAGCCUUUGCCUCUGGAAGAGCCCGUUCACGAGCAGCAGAAAGAGACGGAGAAGUCAAAACGUGGAAAGAAAAAAUCAAAGAAAUAGCAUACUGAGACUGGAAAGAUUUUUUGUUGUUGAUGACAUUGUGUAUAUAGAUAUAUAUAGUAUCACACACACUUAAUAUACCCAUACAGAUGCAGCUAACUAUAUUUUAUUCAUUACGAAGAAAGAGCCCACAAUGGACA